Molecule: messenger RNA, 1252 nt
Organism: Ornithodoros turicata
Lineage: Eukaryota; Metazoa; Arthropoda; Arachnida; Ixodida; Argasidae
Exons: 5
Coding region: 1-1110 (369 amino acids)
Source: RefSeq, a predicted model, not a curated record
AUGCCCAACAUAGUCUACAGUGACAAUGCCAAGACUUUUCGAAGCAGUAACAAGGAGCUGCGAGAGUUAUGGGACGUAGUCAACAGCAAAACAGUCAAGGGAAAGGUUGCUGACUGGAGAGUAGAAUGGCGAUACAAUGCUCCACAUGCUCCUUGGCAGAAGCCCAAGAGGAUGAUGCCGAGAAAUGCUCCUGUCAAGGUGCUAAGCAACUGGUUCAAGUUACUUCUAGCCAUUCGUUCCGUGAAGCUCAUCUUUGGUCCACACGUAGUGGAAGUGUCGCCCGGUGUCAACGAAGCUGAUCUAGGAACUUGCAAGGCACUUUUCUUCGGGAGUGUGCGUUUGCUGGCCAUGCCGCCCAAGAGGCCCCCUCUCGAGCCCGUCUACGAGGACGACCCGCCAGUAGCGGAGGACCUGCUUCGGCAGAUGACAGCCCUUUGCGCUUUAUUGUCGCAGCGGCUCCCCACAACGCCAAGUCCGUCGAAGAUUUUCUUGCGGACCUGGAGGCUCACCAGACAGCCGUGGGAGCAACCGACGAAGCCGUCCUGCGCCGGAUACUACCCGCUGCAUUGGCCCCGAGCGAGGUCCCGCACUCCACGAGACCAACGAAGCCGAGCCCCGGGCCACGACGCCCGUCAGCCCUCCUAUGGUGCGACUCCUUGCAACCGCCCUACCUGUCACGUUGCGACCUGGACGGUUCUCCGAGGGGACACCAGUGUCUCCUUCGUAUCCCGCAGACGCUGGCGCGACCAGGCCCGACCUCUUCUAGGGGACCCAGUUGCCCAGGUCUCCGAGCCCUUCCAAGGACUCACCCUCCAGGACAGACACCCUACGGAGCCGCCGGCCAUCUAUAGCCCGGAAGAGAGGAGUCGCCUCUGUCCCCUUUGUGGGGUGCCACAAGUCAGCCCGGAAGCUCAUCGGGCGGGGACUCUCCACCUCACCCGUGCGCAGCAGCAAGCAUCCGCAGCGACUCCCAUGCUUGGACUGCAAGACUUGGAAGCCGCAUUGGCCCUGGUGCGGCGCUACCAACCCCAUCUUCUCACCGGGACACCAGUUUGGGUCCGCCCGCAAGAUGAACGAAUUUUGGACCUCCCCGACUUCCCGGACAUCUGAGUUUUUUUGGGAGGGGAAGAUGUGGACGCCACAAGGUGGCGACGUAUCAGUACAGCAGGGAAGGGCGAGAGCCGUGACCCCCUCUCCCCGUAACUGCUUAAAAGAAGUAAGCAUGGAAAAAACGAGACAGAGGUGUGUACGC